Molecule: messenger RNA, 6092 nt
Organism: Neopsephotus bourkii (Bourke's parrot)
Lineage: Eukaryota; Metazoa; Chordata; Aves; Psittaciformes; Psittacidae
Product: vitellogenin-1-like
Exons: 35
Coding region: 1-5892 (1963 amino acids)
Biological process (GO): lipid transport
Molecular function (GO): lipid carrier activity
Source: RefSeq, a predicted model, not a curated record
AUGAGGGGCUUGAUAUUUGCCCUGGUUUUAACAGUGGUGGGGAGCCAGCAUCUUAAUUACCAACCCGAUUUCAGUGAAAACAAGGUUUAUUCAUUUAAUUAUGAAAGCAUACUUCUCAGUGGACUUCCAGAGAAAGGACUUGCAAGAGCUGGAAUAAGAAUAAAAAGUAAAGUGGAAAUUAGUGGUAUUGGGCCAAAACUUUGUCUUAUUAGGAUUCACUCAAUCGAAGCAGCAGAGUACAAUGGUGUCUGGCCUACAAGCUCAUUCUCUCGGUCUCUCAAACUGACCCAAGUAUUAACUGGGGAACUUAGUAUUCCCAUCAAGUUUGAGUAUAGCAAUGGCCAUGUUGGAAACCUCAAGGCUCCUGAUUCUGUCUCAGAUGAUGCUCUGAACAUCUACAGAGGAAUUCUGAAUGUGCUGGAGCUAAGUCUAAAGAAGAUGCAGCAUUCAUACAGCUUACAAGAGGCUGGGAUUGGAGGUAUUUGUAACACAACGUAUGCAAUUCAGGAAAACAAGAGAGCAAAUCUAGUUUAUGUGACCAAAUCCAAGGACCUGAACAGUUGUGAAGAGAAGGUGCAACUGCUCACAGGUUCAGCAUACACUCAACCGUGCCAGGCCUGCCAGCAGAGAAACAGGAAUUCCCGGGCAACUGCUACUUAUAAUUACAAAAUCAAGUAUACACGUAAUGAAGCUGUAAUUACACAAGCUGAUGUUGAAGAAAUCCACCAAUUUGCACCCUUCAAUGAGAUAACAGGAGGAAAUGCUAUAGUGGAAGCAAGGCAGAAACUUGCUUUGACUGAUGUGCAGAAGCAAAUGGCAGAGGUCCCACCAAAAGAAUUUCAGGAUCGUGGGUCACUUCAGUACCAGUUUGGCAGUGAAUUGCUUCAGCUUCCUGUCCACUUAUUCAAAAUAAAAAAUGUGGAAAGCCAGAUAGAGGAAUGUCUGCAAGACCUAGUAGAGACCACAUCUGAACAGCUUCCCAGCGAUGCACCAGCAAAAGCCCUCAAGCUUAUGCAUCUCUUCCGGGCAGCAAAUGAGGAGGAUUAUGAGUCAGUGUGGAAGCAGUUCUCCAGCCAGCCAGUGUAUAGGCGCUACAUUUUGGAUAUAAUUCCUGCAGUUGCCAGUCACCGUGCACUCAGGUUCUUGAGGCAUAAAAUGGAAAGGCAAGAACUCACUAACUGGGAAGCAGCUCAGACAGUACUUGUGGCUCUGCACUCAAACACACCAACUAGGGACACAAUGGAGGAAGCAACGCUCAUUGUGAAAAAACAUUGCCCACGCUCAAGUACUGUACUUGGAAAGGUUUGCUAUCUCAGCUAUGCGUCACUGUGCCACAAACAGUGCUCUUCAUCAGACUCCUGCUCUGAAUGUCUCCAGCUACUUCAUGGCUUUGCAGGAGAGGCACUGAGCAAGUCUAACCCAGAAGAAAUUUCCCUGGCUUUGAAAGCCCUUGGGAAUGUAGGACAUCCAGCCAGCAUCAAGCACAUCAAGAAAUUUUUGCCAGGAUAUGCAGCUGGUGCCUCAGAUUUGCCUCUCAAGGUCCAUGCAACUGCUGUGAUGGCCCUGAAAAACAUAGGCAUGAAAGAUCCAAAAUUGGUCCAGGCUAUUACCCUUGAGAUUUUCCUGAAUCAAAAACUUCAUCCUCGGGUCCGAAUGUUAGCUGCAGUGGUUUUGCUUGAAACCAAGCCAGGUCUUCCAAUACUAAUGACACUAACUGAUGCUGUUCUGAAGGAACCUAGCAUGCAAGUGGCAAAUUUCAUCUACUCUCACGUGAGGGCCCUGGGUAGGAGCACAGCUCCAGAUCUUCAAGCAAUGGCUUCUGCCUGCAGAAUGGUCAUCAGAGCAUUAAGUGCUAAAUUUGACAGAUCUGGGUAUCAGUUCAGCAAGGUUUUCCGGUUCAGUAUGUUUAAAGAGAUCCUUAUGAGUGGACUGGCAGCUAAAUAUUUGGUAUUGAACAAUGCAGGCAGUUUAAUUCCAACGAUGGCAGUGUCCCAGCUGCGGACACAUUUCCUAGGCAGAGUUGCUGAUCCCUUGGAGGUUGGAAUAACAGUUGAAGGACUGCAGGAGAUAUUUGCUAAAAGUUACUCUCCUGACAGGGAGUGGGAGACCAACUAUGACUUCAAGGAAGUCCUGAAAAAGCUCUCUGACUGGAAGGCAUUCUCCAGUGACAAACCUUUUGCAUCAGGCUACUUGAAGAUGUUUGACCAAGAGCUGUUUUUUGGUGGACUUGAUAAAAACGCUAUUCAAAAUGCAUUGCAGGCAUGGUAUGGACCUGAAGAAAAAAUCCCUUCGAUAAGGAAAAUAAUCAGUAGCCUUCAAAGUGGUGUAGCAAGGCAGUGGACCAAGGCCUUACUCUCCGCUGAGAUCCGUCGUAUUGUGCCCACCUGCACUGGGUUUCCAACAGAGACAAGCUUCUAUUACUCUUCCAUCACAAAAGUAGCAGGGAAUGUUCAAGCACAGAUUACACCUUCUCCAAAAUCUGAUUUCAGAUUGACUGAAUUACUAAAUGCCAAUAUUAGGCUGCGAUCCAAAAUGAGUCUAAGUAUGGCUAAGGAGAUGACCUUUGUGAUGGGGAUCAACACACACAUAGUACAAGCAGGGCUGGAAGCACACACCAAAAUAAAUGCUCAUGUACCUGUGAAUGUGGUUGCCACUGUCCAGAUGAAGGAAAAAAAUAUCAAAAUUGAAAUUCCACCAUGUAAAGAUGAGACUAACAUAAUUACUCUAAGGUCUAAGACAUUUGCUGUUACAAGAAAUAUUGGGGAUUUGGAUGCUAGUAAGAUGACUCCAGUUCUUCUACCUGAAGCAGUGCCUGACAUAAUGAAGAUGUCCUUUGAUUCAGAUUCUGCAUCCGGCGAGACUGACAACAUCAGGGACAGGCAGUCUGCAGAAGAUGCUUCACUGGGAAUUUACUUUGGACGUUCUUCUUCCCGAAAAGAGCCAUUUGUUCAGUCCAUGUGCUCCAAUGCAAGUACAUUUGGGGUUCAAGUGUGCAUUGAAAGGAAAAGCGUACAUGCUGCGUUUAUAAAAAAUGUGCCUCUUUAUUACCUAGUUGGAGAGCAUGCCUUUAGAAUGAGCUUCAAGCCAGUUUACACAGAGGUGCCUAUUGAAAAACUACAAGUCACCAUUCAAGCAGGAGACCAAGCUCCUACAAAAAUGGUACGUUUAGUAACAUUUGAAGAUCCAGAGGAACAAGUACCUUCCAGAAAAGAAACACUUAAAAGAGUGAAGAAAAUCCUUGGUGAUACUAAUGACCAGGGGAUAAUAAAAGCCAGAAGCUCAUCAUCCAGUGCCAGCAGCACCAGUGGAAGUGCCGAAAGUGCAUCAAGUAGCCCCUCCAGCAGCGACUCUGACAACAAAGCGUCACGGGCAGCCACCCAGAUAAAUCUGAAAAGAAGAGAGUCCAAAGCCAAAGAAAAGAAAUUCUACCCUUUUGGGGACAGUGGUGGCAGCAGCAGCAGCAGCAGCAAAAGCAGUAGUAGCAGUAGUAGCAGCAGUAGUAGCAGCAAAAGCAGUAGUAGCAGCAGCAGCAAAAGCAGUAGUAGCAGCAGCAGCAAAAGUAGCAGUAGUAGUGGCAGUAGCAGCAGCAGCAAAAGUAGCAGUAGUAGUAGCAGUAGCAGCAAAAGUAGCAGAAGUAGUAGCAGCAGCAGUAGCAGUAGUAGUAGCAGCAGCAAAAGCAGUAAUAGUAACAGCAGCAAAAGCAGCAGCAGUAGUAGCCCCAGCAAGAGCAGUAGCAGCAAAAGCAGCAGCAGUAGUAGCAGCAGCAAGAGCAGUAGCAGCAAAAGCAGCAGCAGCAAGAGCAGCAGCAGCAGCAAAAGCCCGAGUAGCAGUAGCAAGGAGAGCAGCAGCAGCAAAAGCAGUAGGAUCAGCAGCAGUAGCAGCAGAGGUAGCAGCAGCAGUAGCAAAGCAUCUGGUAUAAAGCCGAAGGCCAAGAAGCAGUCCAAGACCACACCAUUUCCACUUGUCAGUGCUCCUGAAGAAGAGAGGAGAGUCCGUGAAUGGAAGCGUAAAACACAGAGUAGCAGCAGUAGCAGCAGAAGCAGCAGCAGUGGCAUCAGCAGCAGCAGUGAAAGCACUGGUGCUUUCCACCGCCAUAGCAAAUAUGACAGAGAAGAUGAGGUGAAACAUGUCAAGUCCCAGUUUAACAGUCACAGUGAUGAUGUUUCUACAGAAUGGGAAUACCGCCUUCCAAAAGUAUACCAGCUCCGCUUCAGGUCUGCUAAAGUCCAUUGGCAUCCAGAUCAUAAGAUAUCAAGCAGUUCAUCAUCAUCUUCCUCUAAGCUGGGAAGUAGCCACAGCAACAGCAGCAGCAGCAGCAGCAGCAGCAGCAGCAGCAGCAGCAGCAGCCACCACCAUGAAGAAAAUACUGGCCACAGCUCAAAUAGGAAGCACACAAGCAGAGGAGACAGCAGCCACCGCAGCCGAGGUUGCAGCGUGACACGCGAGUGCAACUUCCUGGGAGAUAUAAUUCCACCUGGCAUUACGAUUGUGGCACAGGCAGUAAGGAGUGACAACAGAAAUCAAGGUUAUCAAGCUACAGCAUAUGUUCGUUCUGAUGCUGCCAAAGUUGAUGUGCAACUAGUUGUAGUUCAGCUGGCUGAAACCAAUUGGAAAGCAUGUGCUGAUGCUGUAAUACUGCCUCUGAAAGCACAGGCCAGACUGAGAUGGGGCAAGGAGUGCCAGGACUACAGGAUAGCAGCCACAGCUACCACAGGCAAACUGGCGAGGAAGCCAGCUGUGCAGCUGAAGGUGCAAUGGCGAAGUCUUCCAUCAUGGUUAAAAAAGACAAGCUCGGCAUUCAUGAAAUACGUUCCUGGUGCAGCACUCAUGUUGGGCUUUUCAGAAGCACAUCAGAGAAAUCCAUCUCGUGAAGUUAUAGUAAGGGCAGCUGCAACAUCUCCACGCACAAUCGAUGCAGUAAUUAAAGUUCCUGGGGUAACACUUUACUAUCAGGCACUUCGAAUGCCAUUCACUCUGCCCUUAGGCCCAUCUCCAACUUAUGAGACUCGAGAUAUCACUGCCUGGAAUUUAUUUCCUGAAAUAGCUUCACAAAUAGCACAAGAAGAUCAAUCCACAUGUGAAGUCAGAGAAAGAGAUUUCAAAACAUUUGACCAUGUGAGCCAUACAUUCUCUUUCAAUAAAAGCUGCAACCUGAUAGUGGCCCAAGACUGUACUGAGCGCCCAAAAUUCAUUAUUACUACGAGAAAUGUUGAUCCUCAGUCUUUCUCAAGAGAGGUUCACAUAAAUACAUCCUCAGCGAACAUCGCAAUCUAUCCUACUGCAAAUUCAUCUCUCCUUGUGGCAUGCAACGAAGAACCCGUUCUAUCACGCAGUGGAGUUUCCGAGUAUGAAAAAUACAAUGUUAAAAUUUCUAAAAAUGAGACAACAGUUAGCGUGGAAGCUCCAACACACGGGCUGAAGAAAGUGACUUUUGAUGGUGUGAUCCUUAAGGUUACUGUUGCUUCAUGGAUGAGAGGAAAGACCUGUGGAAUCUGUGGAAAUAAUGACAGAGAAAAACACAAUGAACUCCUAAUGCCAAAUCAUAAGCUGGCACACAGCUGUUCUACGUUUGUUCAUUCAUGGGUAUUGCUAGAAGAAUCCUGCUCUGGUGGGUGCAAGCUGCAGCGCAGUUAUGUGAAGCUGAAUCGAAAUCCUACUAUUGAUGGAGAGGAAUCUAUGUGCUACUCUGUUGACCCAGUACUGAAAUGUAUGAAAGACUGUACUCCAAUCAAAAAAACUUCAGUUAAGGUUGGCUUCCACUGCUUCCCAAAAGAUACCACUGUAAGCCUGCUGGAAUGGCAGAGAAGCAGUGAUAAGAAAUCUGCAUCUGAGGAUGUUGUGGAGUCUGUGGAUGCUGACAUUGAUUGUACCUGUACUGGCUCCUGUAGUUAAGCUAAACGCUUCAGUGUUGUGCUAUAGACAUACUAUACAUAUAAUUGAAUAGCUGGGCAGAUAAGAAGGGAGCAUAAUAGCUGCAGUAAAAUAUUAAGAAAGGUGCUUACAGAAAAUAAGCCUACUGCAUUGCAUCCAAAGUCAAAUGCAUUAUGUACAGUCUUCACUGCUUAAUAAAUAUGUUGUUCAUUAAAUAAGUA